CAUCCGACCCCAAUUCCAAGAGCACACCAAAUCUCGAAAGAUUCCCAAAGCUGACCCUCGAGAAAACCAAGAAAUCUCACUCCUCCCACCUCCCCCCUCUCGCCUCCGUCGCCAUGGCCGGCCGCCUCCUCCCCCUCCUCCUGCUGCUGGCGCUGCUCCCCUCGCCGGCGCCGGCUGCUGCAUCUGCACGGGAUAAGGCGCCGGUGGAGCCGGAUUUGGGGCGGUGUCCGGGCCUGGAGGGCGGGCUGCCGCCGUUCGCCGCCGCGCUCCGGGCAAGCUGCCCCGUCUCGGCGGAGGGGUGCCCGGCCGAGGAGGUCAACGGGGAGGAACUUGUCGGGGUGUUAGAUGGCAACAAAGAGUACACAGCUGUUCUUUUCUAUGCAUCGUGGUGCCCUUUCUCACAACGAAUGAGACCACUCUUUGAUGAUCUGAGCUCAAUGUUUCCGCGGAUUAAGCACUUGGCUGUCGGAGAGUCCAACGUCAUGCCUGCCAUUUUUUCGAGAUAUGCUGUCCGUACACUGCCUUCCAUAAUAAUAGCUCAUGGAUCAUACACAUUCUGGCCUCUUGGUUCUAAAGAUCUUGACUCUAUGGCCAACUUUUACACUGCUGUAACAGGCCAGGAACCAGUCGCAUAUAUUGGUCCUCGGAAGUGGAGUGCAGCACAGAGCACACAUUACGCUAACCUUUGGAACAGCUCUAUUAGUGAAGCAGUGAAGCGAGAACCCUACCUAGCAUUCAGUAUCCUAUUUAUUUGCCUAAGGAUAUUCUUGUUCUUCUUCCCAAAGUUCUUCGCUCUCAUCAAAGGCUUCUGGACCCAGUACUUUCAGCAAAUCAACCUUGGAAUCCUUGCCAAAUUGAACCAGCUGCUGGAAUGUGUGCCCCAUGCUGUGGAUGUGAGGAAGGUGUGGAGCAAGUUGAGGCUCGUGGCUGGAGCUAAGAAUGCUAGGGUCUGGGCGUCGUCGCUAGCUUCAGUGUCGCUUGGUGGGCAAUCUUCUCCCCGAGCUGCUGUUGGAUUGAUGGGCUCGACCUUGUAACUGUGACAAGAUUGUGCUGAUUCAUUGAGUCGCGCUGGAUGAAGUAGCUCCUGUAACUCAGAUGUGCAUGUAGAGACAGAUAAGAUCUCUGCUCAGAAAGAUACAUCUUGUUUGUAGCAUGUAAAUCGUAGGAAUACUGUUGAGCCUUUGUAAAUCAUACUGUAACAUUAGCCCUGAGCGUCCAUCAGGCUGUGUCUAGCCUUUAGCAACAGAAGACGCAGCAUAAGUUCGUUCUUUCCCUACCCAGAAUACUUUGCCAAGACAUCUUCUAGCUUCAUUUUC
Messenger RNA from Panicum hallii, 1316 nucleotides. RefSeq names its product 5'-adenylylsulfate reductase-like 6. The record is from RefSeq and is a predicted model, not a curated record. NCBI's taxonomy places the organism in Eukaryota, Viridiplantae, Streptophyta, Magnoliopsida, Poales, Poaceae. The transcript has 4 exons. Bases 114 to 1034 code for a protein of 306 amino acids.